GGGCGUCCACCUCUUCUCUCCGACCACGUCCUCCUCCUCCAUGGCUCCUCUCGCGGAUUUCCUGCUCUCGCGCCUCCAUCUCGCGUCUAUCAAGCUUCCUUAUGAGUUGACGCACUAUGUGCCCGGGAAGACGUUGCUGUCGACCCCGCAGGAGGUCUUCCCGACCCUUGUCGCGUAUCUCGUCAUCAUCUUCAGUAUCCAGGCAUGGAUGAAGGAUAGGCCCGCGUAUAAGCUGCAGUUCCUCUUCCGCGUCCACAACGCGUUCUUGAGCAGCGGGAGUCUCCUGCUCGUUCUGUGCAUGUUGGAGGAGGUCAUCCCGAAGUACCUCGAGCACGGUACCUUCUGGGCACUAUGCCACGACGAUAUGUGGACCUCUAGACUCGAAUUCUACUACAUGAUCAACUAUUACUUCAAGUACAUCGAGCUCAUAGACACCGUAUUCCUCGCCCUUAAGAAGAAGCCCCUCGCCUUCCUCCAUGUCUUCCACCACUCCGCAACGGCUCUCCUAUGCUAUACUCAACUUAACGGGAAAACUAGUGUUCAAUGGGUCCCUAUUUCCAUCAACCUCACGGUUCAUGUGAUCAUGUACUACUACUACUACGCGACUGCUGGUGGUGCCAGGAUAUGGUGGAAGAAAUACCUCACGUCGUUCCAGAUUGGGCAGUUCAUCAUCGACCUCUUCGUCGUCUACUUUGCCACGUACUCGUACUACGCCGCCAACUACUUCCCCAACCUGCCGAACAUGGGUAGCUGCGCUGGCACGGAGACGGCUGCUGUCUUCGGCUGCGUGUUGCUUUCGAGCUACCUCCUGCUGUUCAUCCAGUUCUACAUUGCGACGUACAAGAAGCCCGCAGGGAAGAAGGCUGUUGCGAACGGCAAGGCGAACGGCGCCGCUAACGGCCUCAAAACCGAGUGAUCGCCUCCUGGUGCACUAUGCAUCCGGUCGAUGUGACGCUCGUCAUUCCCACACCGCGUUGACGUGGCGGUACUGUUGAUACCCUAAAGCCGCCCCGUCAAUGUAAUUGACCCGGCCCUUCGCUUCAUCGUCUUUCUUUCAUUAUAUUUUACCGUAGAUCACGAUAGUUGUAAACCGGGCGCCCUUGCGGAGAGCGUUGGGCAAUGACGAAUCAAGCAGAGGAGCGAUGAAGACAAGGUCCUACCGCUGUGUGAUGGCGUGUCUCGUCGAGUGGAAAUCUGUCCAGUGCACAAGCGGGGGGAACAUGAGGCUCCUUCUGACUGGGUCUCCGGUAUAUUUCAUCGCAGGCACGUUGUAAAAUGCGCAAGCGCUUCAAUGAAGUAGAGCCUCUAUAGAAGGUCUACGGGACUACCCUUGUCCGCCAACCACAUCGCGCAGAUGACCUCCGCGAAGCGCAACAACCAAGCACCCACAUACGCCUCCUGCAUAUUCAGGGCAUCAGACUUCUAUGGACAGUGAACGUCGCCGCGGGCAGGCUCCGUUCUGCCAAUAGGAAGACGAACCGU
This is a messenger RNA of Trametes versicolor FP-101664 SS1, 1482 nucleotides long. Its product is annotated as elongase of fatty acids ELO. Bases 41 to 916 code for a protein of 291 amino acids. The record is from RefSeq and is a predicted model, not a curated record. Lineage: Eukaryota; Fungi; Basidiomycota; Agaricomycetes; Polyporales; Polyporaceae. Gene Ontology annotation, molecular function: fatty acid elongase activity. The transcript has 9 exons. Gene Ontology annotation, biological process: sphingolipid biosynthetic process; fatty acid elongation, saturated fatty acid; fatty acid elongation, polyunsaturated fatty acid. Gene Ontology annotation, cellular component: endoplasmic reticulum membrane.